AUGGAUAUGGAGAAUCAUCGCUCUGGUUUCACAUACAUGGGUCGAAAAUUCAGCGAUUUAAGUGUCAACGAUAACUCCUCUGCUUUCAGCGAUUGUAACAGCGACAGAUCCGGCGAGUUUCCGACUGCUUCCUCCGAGAGCCGUCGUCUUCUCCUCUCUUGCUCCUCCGAUAAUUCCGAUGAUCUGAUCAAUCAUCUCGUAGCUCAUCUCGAUUCCUCAUGCUCGAUCGAUGAGCAAAAGCAAGCAGCUAUGGAGAUCAGGCUAUUAUCCAAGAACAAACCUGAGAAUCGGAUCAAAAUCGCUAAAUCCGGUGCGAUUAAACCGUUGAUUUCUCUGAUCUCGUCUUCGGAUCUUCAACUUCAAGAGUAUGGAGUCACUGCGAUUCUGAAUCUCUCGCUUUGCGACGAGAAUAAAGAGCUGAUUGCUUCUUCAGGUGCGAUUAAACCGCUUGUGAGGGCGUUGAAAAUGGGAAACCCAACGGCUAAAGAAAACGCUGCUUGUGCUCUUCUCCGAUUAUCUCAGAUUGAAGAUAACAAAAUCGCGAUUGGAAGAUCAGGUGCGAUUCCUCUCUUAGUGAAUCUUCUAGAAACAGGAGGAUUCAGAGCGAAGAAAGACGCAUCAACGGCUUUGUACUCGUUGUGUUCAGCUAAAGAGAACAAAACCAGAGCUGUUGAAUCUGGAAUCAUGAAGCCGCUUGUUGAAUUAAUGGCGGAUUUCGGAUCGAAUAUGGUUGAUAAAUCGGCUUUUGUGAUGAGCUUGUUAAUGUCGGUGCCGGAAUCGAAACCGUCGCUUGUGGAGGAAGGAGGGAUUCCGGUGCUUGUUGAGAUCGUUGAGGCAGGAACACAGAGACAGAAAGAGAUUGCUGUGUCGAUAUUGUUACAGCUUUGUGAAGAAAGUGUUGUCUAUCGAACCAUGGUGGCUCGUGAAGGUGCGAUACCACCGCUUGUGGCUUUAUCUCAGGCGGGAACGAGUCGAGCUAAGCAAAAGGCAGAGACUUUGAUUGAGCUUUUAAGACAACCAAGAUCUGUUAGUAAUGGUGGUGGAAGAUCGUCGGAAAUGUGA
Molecule: messenger RNA, 1062 nt
Organism: Arabis nemorensis
Lineage: Eukaryota; Viridiplantae; Streptophyta; Magnoliopsida; Brassicales; Brassicaceae
Source: the annotation of a GenBank genome assembly